Molecule: messenger RNA, 1989 nt
Organism: Microdochium trichocladiopsis
Lineage: Eukaryota; Fungi; Ascomycota; Sordariomycetes; Xylariales; Microdochiaceae
Product: major facilitator superfamily domain-containing protein
Exons: 3
Coding region: 1-1692 (563 amino acids)
Biological process (GO): transmembrane transport
Molecular function (GO): transmembrane transporter activity
Source: RefSeq, a predicted model, not a curated record
AUGGCGGUCGUCUCCGAGCCUUCCAACCUCGAGAACGGUCACGACUCUGACGAGAAGCCUCAGCUCACCGUCCAGGAUACCAACGGCUACAUCGCGGAUGCCAGCGCCGACAAUCGUGGCAACCUCAAGACGGCCAAGGACAGCCACACGGUGCUCAUCCCGCAGCCCUCAGACGACCCGAACGACCCGCUGAACUGGGGCACUGUCAAGAAACAUGUCGUUCUCCUCACCGUCAGUCUUGCGGCCUUCCUCCCCGACUUUGGAAGUGCUGUCGGCGCCGUGAUGUUGCUUCCGCAGGCAGCGCAGUGGAACAUGAGCCCGGAUACCGUCAACCACUCGCAGGCCGGCAACGUCUUUAUGCUCGGCGUCGGCGGCAUCGCCACCGUCAUCUUGUCCGCCUGGGCGGGCCGGCUCCCGGUGCUGUUCUGGUUUGUCGUCAUGGCGACUGCGACGGCAGCGUGGUGCGCCGCGGCGACGACGUUUGAGUCCUUCAUGGCCGCGCGCAUCCUCAACGGCUUCUUCGCCACGGUGGCCCAGGCGGGCGGCAUGAUGUUCAUCUUUGACAUGUUCUUCUUCCACGAGCGUGCCAGGAAGAUCAACAUCUGGAUCGCCUUUGUCAUCUUGUCUCCGUACCUGGGUCCGCUGAUCGCGGCUUUCAUCAUUACAACUGAGCCCUGGCCGGUCGCGUUCUGGGUGUACUUUGCCAUAGUGAGCACAAUCCACAGCAGCCUUAAGCAACAAGAUGAAACUUGCGCCAUCGCCCUCAUCUCGACUGCCCUCUUCGUCUCCGAGACGUACUACGACCGCCGCAUCCCCAUCGCCGACCAGCCCCCGCCCGCCUCGCGCAUCGCCCAGGUCGUCGGCAUCGCGCAGUACCGCACCCGGCACCAGCGCGCCACCAUCACCGAGGCUCUUAAGCGCUCCGCCCUGACCAUUACCCGGCCCACCAUGAUCCUGUGCUGCCUGUACGCGAUGCUCACCUUCGCCUGGGUCAUCGGGAUCAACACCACGCUCUCCGUCUUCCUCACCCCGCUCUACGGCUUCGGCCCCCGGCAGAUCGGCUUCUUCUACUUCGCGCCCGUCGUGGCCGCGAUCCUGGGCGAGAUCGUGGGCCACUGGCUGCACGACGCGAUCGCGGGGUGGUACAUCAAGAAGCAUGAUGGGCACUUUGAGCCCGAGGUGCGUCUGAUGGCGGUCUUUUUCAGCACGCCAUUCAUGGUCGCGGGUCUCGUGGGGUUGGGGUUCGCACUGGAGGAGGGGUAUCACUACAUGGUCACCGCCGUGUGCUGGGGUCUGUACGUGUUUGGCAUCAUGAUCACGACGGUCGGGCUGAACGCGUAUAACCUUGACUGCUACCCGAAUGCUAGUGGCGAGGUGGCUGCGUGGCUGAACAUGUCCAGAGGUAAGUCGUUCCCGUUUUUCCUCAUCCCCUUCAAAUCCAUCUCGAGAAUGUCACAACAGGUGGAUACAAGGGGGGAACAAUCAGUAACGCAAAUCCUUUACGAAACAGUUGGCGCCGGCUUCAUCAUCAGCUACUUCCAGAUCACCUGGGCCCAGGUGCAGGGCACCAAGAUCAGCUUCGGGAUCCAGGGCGCCAUCGUCGCCGCGUCCUUCCUCAUCAUCCUCGUCGUGCUCAUCUACGGCAAGCGCAUCAGACAGAAGGCCGGACCGCUCAAGUUCUCGACGGUCUAAGGGCAGAAGGAUGGUUUGUGUGCAUCUCUAACGGGGAAGUGUAUGCUUGGUGGGGCGGUUCCUAAGUACUUAGCUCUCCAAUGCUACAUGCGAAGCGGGAGAUCGCGGUUUUGAUUUGAACCCAGCGCAGUAAUCAGAGAGGGCCUCCAGCAAACAGCGUCAAGUAUCUGCCAGAGAGCUGUGGAUACAGUCGUCUAUUAAGUAUUUUGGUUCGAUGGCAAAGCACUGGACAUAAUGUAUGUGCACAUGCAGCGUGGUCGGACGCCUUUCCUCCUAACGUGCACACCUGUCCGUGUU